GAGGGGACGCACGGCCUGGCCAACUUUUUACCAAGACCGACCAGCCAAAAAGACACAGCAAGGCAGCCCCAGCCUGGAACACCCUCACUCAAAACUCAUCGGUCCCUUUCUCUCUUCCGCUGGCAAACAUCCACACCAAAUACGAACCACAUUUCCCAACGAAACAGAACGGAUUAAUACCACUCGCAUAACAUGGCUAGCAAGUUCCCAAGCCUUCCUGCACCCAGAUUCGCCCCUCCAAAACCUUCUCCACUCAGUCAACCUGCAACUACUGCUCCACCCGAGCCUCCCAAAUCGCAGCCUCAGCCAUCCGCCAAUGCUCCCAGUAGUAGCGCGCCCCCUAAGAAAAAGAAGAAGAAAAAUGCUCAGCCCACUGCUCCUCCCGUCGUCGAGGACCUUGGACCUGGAAGACAGUUUGCUACCCAAGUAUUCAAACUGGUUGACACACUUAAGAGAACAAAUGGGCCGAUGAACUUGUCUGAUCUCGAGGCACAAACUGGGGUUAGAGGCUUGCUCUCCGAACACACCGACGUCCCGUUCAACAAAGAACUUUUCGACGCCUUCAAUUCUCAUGAACGAGUCAAUGUGACUGAGAAGGGACUAGUUCGACUGUGGAGUUACAAGCCGGACUAUGUCAUCAACAAUCCUAAACAAGUCCUUGAGCUUUUGGAACGAUUCUCAGGCAUGGGAGGCAUGCCAGUGAACACCUUAAAACAGAGCUGGCCCAACGUCAUGACAGCGAUCACAGAGCUGGAAAACGAAGGCAAAGUCUUGGUUCUCAGGACUGAAAGUGUGGGUGCUAAGGAAGGAACCCCAAAGACGGUCUUCUAUGAUCAAUUGGGCUGUCGAGAAAACCUAGGUCCUACUCGAGGUGCCCUUGAUGAUGAGUUUCGAGAGAUGUGGCAUUCGUUACAAACCCCACCAGUCCAUUCCUUGCCAUCGGAGUUACAGGAGGCUGGUUUGACUUCAUCUACUUCUGCCAACCUUAAACCUCAACAAACCACGAGGAAGCCUAAGAAGAAAGGCGGGAAGGGUGGCAAGGUCAAGAUCACCAACACUCAUCUUAAAGACCUUGGAAUCGAUCUUAGCAAAGAUUACGUGCCUUAUAAAAAGUAGCCUUUUCCGGUUUUUUUCGCUCCUUCUUGUGUUCGUUCUUCCUCAUUUUUUUUAUCGCUC
Messenger RNA from Puccinia graminis f. sp. tritici CRL 75-36-700-3, 1176 nucleotides. RefSeq lists its product as uncharacterized. Gene Ontology annotation, biological process: transcription initiation at RNA polymerase II promoter. Gene Ontology annotation, cellular component: transcription factor TFIIE complex. NCBI's taxonomy places the organism in Eukaryota, Fungi, Basidiomycota, Pucciniomycetes, Pucciniales, Pucciniaceae. The record is from RefSeq and is a predicted model, not a curated record. The transcript has 7 exons. The coding region runs from base 193 to 1116 and encodes 307 amino acids.